Eublepharis macularius is the source of this 3885-nucleotide messenger RNA. It is a transcript of the gene ZNF598, whose product is annotated as zinc finger protein 598, E3 ubiquitin ligase. Lineage: Eukaryota; Metazoa; Chordata; Lepidosauria; Squamata; Eublepharidae. The record is from RefSeq and is a predicted model, not a curated record. Gene Ontology annotation, biological process: protein ubiquitination; rescue of stalled cytosolic ribosome. The transcript has 12 exons. Gene Ontology annotation, molecular function: ubiquitin protein ligase activity; ribosome binding. Bases 79 to 2709 code for a protein of 876 amino acids.
GGUGGUUGCUAGGCUGCGCUCGGGGCCUAGCAGGCCCGGGUCAGCGCGGCCGGUCAGCCGGGGCCGAGCCAGCCAGCCAUGGCGGCCUCGCCUCGCUCGCAGGCGCGGGGCUCGGAGGGCCCGUGCUGCGUGCUGUGCUGCGGGGAGCUGGAGGUGGUGGCGCUGGGCCGCUGCGAGCACCCCAUCUGCUACCGCUGCUCCGUGCGGAUGAGGGCGCUCUGCGGGGUGCGCUACUGCGCCGUCUGCCGGGAGGAGCUGGCCCAGGUGGUCUUUGGGAGAAAGCUGACAUCCUUUUCAACAAUAGAUCUCAAUCAGUUGCAGCACGAGAAGAAAUAUGACAUUUAUUUUACUGAUGGAAAAAUUUAUGCUCUCUAUAGGAAACUCCUGCAGCAUGAAUGCCCGCUGUGCCUGGAAGCCAGGCCCUUUGCCACCAUUGUGGAACUGGAACAGCAUAUGAGGAAACAGCACGAGCUUUUCUGUUGCAAACUGUGUGUGAAGCACCUGAAGAUCUUCACCUAUGAGCGCAAGUGGUAUUCACGCAAGGACCUCGCCCGGCACAGAAUCCAUGGGGACCCUGAUGACACAUCUCAUCGCGGACAUCCCUUGUGCAAAUUUUGUGACGAGCGCUACUUAGAUAAUGACGAGUUGCUGAAGCACUUGCGGAGGGACCACUAUUUCUGCCACUUCUGUGAUUCUGAUGGGGCCCAGGAAUAUUACAGCGAUUAUGAGUACCUCCGUGAACACUUCCGUGAGAAGCACUUCCUCUGUGAAGAGGGGCGAUGCAGCACUGAGCAGUUCACUCAUGCGUUCCGGACUGAAAUAGACUACAAAGCACACAAGACGGCUUGCCACAGCAAGAACCGGGCGGAGGCCAGGCAGAACCGACAGAUUGACCUGCAGUUCAACUAUGCGCCAAGGCAUCAGCGAAGGAAUGAGGGUGUCGUCAGUGGAGAAGAUUACGAAGAGGUUGACCGAUAUAACAGGCAGGUGAGAGGAGGUCGGUCAGGACCCCGCAGUGGGCAGCAAAACAGGAGAGGAAGCUGGAGGUAUAAGAGGGAGGAAGAAGACCGAGAUGUUGCUGCAGCUGUCAGGGCGUCAGUCGCUGCCAAAAGGCAGGAAGAAAAAAACCGAGGCGAAGACAAAGAGGAGGGGGCCCAGGCCAAAAAAGAAGAGCUGAAAAAUUCAGAGGCAGGCGCCUCUAAGCGAGGGCCAAAGCCGCCCUCGGAAGGCCCAGUUCCCAUGGAAGCGGCAGCGAAGGCUGUGUUAAGCCAAGAUGACUUUCCUGCCUUCGGCUUGCCUGCUGCUGGCUCCACGCAAAGCUCUGUCCAGCCAGCUCUGGUAGAGCUGAAGGAAGAGGACUUCCCCAGUCUCUCCUCCUCCACACCCUUCCCAGUCCCUUCUGCAAUGUCCUUGACGUACACAGCUACGGCCAAGAAGACAUCUUUCCAAGAGGAGGACUUCCCUGCCUUGGUAUCCAAAGUCCAGCCAAACAACAAGGCCUUGUCAACCCUCUCUUCCGCCUGGAACAAUGGCUCCAGCAAAAACGUGGUGAAAGCCAUUGCUCCCAGUACCAUGGGUGCCACCCAGCCAGCCAAGAAGACAGUGCCAAGCAGCGGAGGAGGCAAGAAGACCAAGGCCACUGUCUCCGUUGAGGAUGACGGUGGUGGCAGCAUCAGAACUCAGGAGAUCCGCAGUGCUCCCACGAUGGUUGACGUGUCCUCCUUGCUGGCGGCCUCAAACACACAGACUUUUGUGAAAGUAGGCAAGAAGAAGAAAGUUGGGGCCGAGAAGCAGAGGGUAUCAUCGCCACCCGUGUCACUACAGGAGGUGCUACCCCAUGUCCCUUCUGGGGAAGGGGCACCAGAGGCUGAGCCCCCCACAAACACUUGUGCAGCGGAGACAGCAGAAGCAGUUGUGAAUGGCUACUCAGAAAAGCCUGCCCCUUGCAAAGCUUCCAGUGAGCCACCUGGUUUCAAGAAGCCCCCAACACCUAGCCAGCCCCUCUUGCCUCAGGAAGACUUCCCAGCCCUUGGCAGCUCUGGACCGCCUCGAAUGCCUCCACCGCCAGGGUUCAAUUCUGUGGUGCUGCUGAACAGCCCACCGCCGCCUCCAGGGCUCGCAGUGCCUCUCGGCAAACCCCCUCCUGGCUUCACUCCAAUUCCAUCUACUGGGGUCUCAGAACUUGCCCCUGCAAAAGAGGCCAAGUCCUGUCAGGGACCCUACUUGAUCCUGGAAAAUUUCCAGCAGCGGAACAUGCAGCUCAUCCAGUCCAUCAAGGAAUUCCUCCAGAAUGACGAGUCGCAGUUCAACAAGUUCAAGACUUACUCGGGACAGUUCAGGCAGGGUUUGAUUUCUGCUGCUGAAUAUUACAAGAGUUGCCAGGAGCUCCUGGGCAAGAACUUCCAGAAGAUCUUCAGUGAGCUCCUGGUGCUGUUGCCGGACACAGCCAAGCAGCAGGAACUGCUUGCCGCUCACACCGACUCGAAGGCCAAGGAGAAGCCGGGCAGCGGGUGCUUGGCCUCCAGCAAGUCCAAGAAGAACCGGAAGAGCGCUUGGCAGGUGGACUUGGAUCUGGACCUCGAGUGCUGCUGCUGCUGCCCCAAGUGCCACCAAGUGCUGACCCAGCAGGACCUCGCGGCCCACAAGGCCCUGCAUCUGGAGGACGAGGAAUUCCCUUCCCUGCAGGCCAUCAGCCGGAUCAUCAGCUAGCUCUUCCAGGCAACCAAUAAACGCCCCCCCGUCUCCAUUGGAGCGUUUUGCACGUCUUGGGAGGCAGGGUCCAGGCAGAGAGGAGGGGAGCAACCAGAUCCACGCAGGCCAGAAGGGGGGUCGUAAGGCCGAGGCCGGAAGGCACAGCAGGUUCAAGGGACUGUUGGUGCCCUGAGCCAGUCAUGGCUCUCAGGGCACAGCCUUCUGCCAUUGCAGGGUGGUGCGGCGGAGUGUCUCUGCUACCCUGACUCAUUUCUGACCUUAGCACCAAUAGAGAAAUAGAGGGGGGGGGGUUGGUUGGUUGGUUGGUUGGUUGGUGUGCUUUUUACUAGCACAGGAAUGUUCUGCUGCCGAGAAGCCAGCGUAAACAACUCGCCAGUUACAGUUAAGAGGCAAGAAGGGGUGGGGUGGGGUGGGGUGCAGAGGGUUAAGGGGUCUGGGAAUGCAGAGCAGGGUGGAGAAGGCGCUGCUGUAGCCGAGGAUCUUUCUGUUCUCUUCCCUCCUCCCCACACCAGUUUCUUUGGAACCUCUUUCACACAGAGGUGGGCCUGCACCAGCCCUGGGGUCACAGCUGGCUUGCUGGAGCUUUUAAUACAGUGUGUUGAACAAUUUGGCAGGAACACGGUUGAUUCUACUGGAAAACUGUGGAACAAUUUGAAGGCUGGGAGGAGGAGGAGAGGAGGAGAUAUGUGGAUCUCCACCCACUUCCCCAGACCUCAGGUUGGAUCUAAGUCAGAGCUGUCCAAUGUAGGCAGGCCUCAGCUGUAUCCUCGGGCUGAAAAACUUGCCCACCCCAGUCUGAAAAGAUGUUUUGCACCUAGAAUUUGCUCUUAAGCCUCUUUUUCUGUAAAGAAACCCAGAUUUGUUUUCUGAAUUGCAUGUAGGGGAAACCCCAGAGCAGUCAGAGUUUUUGCUUCUUGCUGUAAAUGUACAUUGAUGGAAGUUCAGUUGUUUCCCGUUCCUUGGAGAAACUGGUGCCAGCUCAGAAACGGAGGUGACUGGCUCAUUAAACGCUGCUCCACACCCAUCCUCUCAAUGUGCUGCCUGAUGCCUUGAAGCGCCUUCCCGGGGGGUGGGGGGCAGGGGGGGUCUGCUUGCUCCCAGGUCUCGCAGCCACCUUUGACCAGGUGGGCUUGCAGGAGACACUGUGUUUUUAAUAAAUGCAUUUCUCUCGUA